Funneliformis geosporum is the source of this 219-nucleotide messenger RNA. NCBI's taxonomy places the organism in Eukaryota, Fungi, Glomeromycota, Glomeromycetes, Glomerales, Glomeraceae. The record is from the annotation of a GenBank genome assembly.
AUGGAUCUCCAAACCAUGUUUGUCACUUCAUUCCAAAACAUUUUGCAAUUUGAAAUGUUUCAACGAAGAUUGAUACGUCAAAUGCGUAGAACUGUCCCAAGACCUCCUUCUUCACUUGCAACCUCCCUUACUUCCAUCCCUGCUUCUACUUCGACAGCUGUAUCUUCUUUUAUUCCCUAUUCUUCUACAGCUGUCGCUUCUUCUGUUCCGUCUACAGCU